AUGGCGGGAGUUGGAGGAAAACUGAAGAUUUUGAGGCCACUUUUGUCAAUUGCAUGGAGUUUUCUUUUAGCUGCUAUAUUUGUAUCAGCAGAAAGAAGCAUCAAGAGGGAAACUAUGGAAGCCCAAAAUGCAACUGAGCUUUCAGAUGCAGAUUACCUUUCUGCUGUUGUCAACUUCUUAUGGAAGCCUAACGAAUCUGGUUACCAACAUGUUUGGCCGGAUAUGAAAUUUGGAUGGCAAAUUGUUGUUGGUACCAUAAUUGGAUUCUUGGGCGCAGCAUUUGGGAGUGUAGGUGGUGUUGGUGGUGGUGGCAUAUUCGUACCCAUGCUUAGUCUUAUUGUUGGAUUUGAUCCAAAAUCAUCAACAGCAAUUUCAAAAUGUAUGAUCAUGGGAGCUGCAGUCUCCACUGUUUACUAUAACUUAAAGCUGAGGCAUCCCACAAUUGCCAUGCCUAUUAUUGAUUAUGACUUGGCUGUGCUCAUCCAGCCAAUGCUGAUGCUUGGCAUCAGUAUUGGAGUUACUUUCAAUGUGAUAUUUGCUGAUUGGAUGGUUACAGUUCUGCUAAUUGUUCUCUUCCUUGGCACGUCAACCAAGGCCUUUCUAAGAGGGGUUGAGACGUGGAAGAAAGAAACUAUUGUGAAAAAGGAGGCUGCUGCUAAACUUUCAGGGGCAAAUGGCACGGGUGAUGAAGCAGAGUACAAGCUCCUUCCCAGCGGUCCCGCCAAUGGAAAUGAAAAGGAUGCUAAGGGUUCGGCUGAACCAGAGGUUCCUUUCAUGGAGAAUGUUUGCUGGAAGGAAUUUGGACUCCUUUGUUUUGUGUGGAUUGCAUUUCUUGCACUGCAAAUCCUGAAGAUAUACACAGCUACUUGUUCGGUGUGGUAUUGGGUGGUGAAUUUGUUGCAGAUCCCAGUUUCUGUUGGGGUAUCUUCAUAUGAAGCUAUUAGCCUGUAUAAAGGUUGGAGGAAGAUUCAAUCCAAGGGAGACGAAGGCACCAAUUUCCGUGUGAUGCAACUGAUUGUUUAUUGCUUCUUCGGAAUACUAGCUGGUAUGGUUGGCGGACUUCUUGGUCUUGGUGGAGGAUUCAUCAUGGGUCCAUUGUUUUUGGAGCUCGGUGUCCCUCCUCAGGUCUCAAGUGCCACUGCCACCUUUGCGAUGAUGUUCUCCUCAUCAAUGUCUGUGGUAGAGUAUUACCUUCUAAAGCGUUUCCCUGUUCCUUACGCUAUCUACUUUGUUGCUGUGGCAACCGUUGCUGCUUUCGUUGGGCAACACGUCGUGAGGAGGUUGAUUGUUGUAUUAGGACGGGCUUCACUUAUCAUCUUCAUCCUUGCUUUCACAAUUUUUGUGAGCGCAAUAUCACUGGGUGGGGUCGGAAUAUCAAAUAUGAUUGGGAAGAUCCAGCGCGAUGAAUACAUGGGAUUCGAGAACCUUUGCAAAUAUGAGGUUUAAUCAAGUUAGUCUCCAGGAAAUGGUGGGUCCAUUCUACAUUAGCUAUACACUAUUUAGAGAAUUCUGCUCUAGAGAAAAAUAUAGGAAGUAAGAAGUAGAAAUCUUUUUGUUUAGGAUUUCUUUUGUCAUUUUUCCCUUGUCAUUCUGUUUGAAUUUUUCUGUUUUAGUGCUUCCAUCAAUUGAAAAUCUGGUAUAUCUUGAACACCAGGAAUAAUGGAGAAGAGACUGAGAUCGGUUGAAUUUUUGUUUUUUUUGGCAUAAUGUUGUGUGAUCCACUCUACCAGCAAUAUUAGUGAAGCGUAUUCAUUCAUUUCUCUUUUUAGCAGAA
This is a messenger RNA of Lycium barbarum (goji berry), 1774 nucleotides long. Its product is annotated as sulfite exporter TauE/SafE family protein 3-like. The transcript is spliced from 12 exons. The record is from RefSeq and is a predicted model, not a curated record. Gene Ontology annotation, cellular component: membrane; Cul4A-RING E3 ubiquitin ligase complex. Gene Ontology annotation, biological process: protein ubiquitination. NCBI's taxonomy places the organism in Eukaryota, Viridiplantae, Streptophyta, Magnoliopsida, Solanales, Solanaceae. Bases 1 to 1446 code for a protein of 481 amino acids.